AUUAUAAAUGCUCUCGGCUUUUUGUGGCCCCAUUUCGGUCUUCAGUAUUACCAAGUUUUGAUUGUGCACAUAAACCGACUUGAACGUGUUGAGAGCAUUUUCAUUGUUCUUUAAAAUGACUGAUAUGCAUCACAAAAGAAAGGUGUUUUUCUUUCGGAUAACUUAUUUAUGCAUUAGAGAGUUGAUAUUACAAACGCCCGGCGGUACGAUUGCAUUACAAAGUAAUUGAAUCUCCAUAUUUUGUUACGUCAUCGCAUCCCUUUUUAAAGAGUAGCCAGCAAUGUUUACAUGUAAACUGCUGAAGAAAGCGGAACCGGCCUGUGCAUAAUGAACCCGCUUGGAAAUGUCAUAUACAUUAUUAGUGCCGUCUGGCAGUCUUUUAAUAGACGUAAGCGCAGUGAUGUAGAGGCUGCAGCAGACAGCCGCUGGCCGACUGGAUCUUUCAGGUUUGACGCCGCACUUGGGCCUUCCUGCACUCCUUUUGGUAGCAGAGAAUGGGAGCUAAAAUAGUGUCGACUCUUUUGGUAAUGGAAGCCGUGCGUGCAGCUCCUUUACAGGAGGACACUAUCACGCAGGGCACAGUGUGUAAAACUGUCAGGGGCGCCAACUAAACACUAUAGUAUAACUCCAAAUAUUUCUGUUCUGCAGCUGACAUUAGUAAAUGAUUAAAGGUAAAUCAAACAUGUCUGGAAAAAAUAAUUUUUUAAAUUUUUUAGUUUAAAUCCACAUUAAAACCUAAAAAAACACGAGAAACGAUCAAUGGUUUGUUUUUGUUUCGGAGCAAAAAAAAACAAUAAUUCUUCCUCAAUUGUGCUCAUCAUGGAGGCCCCUGGGGGCGCGGCUUGAUAGCAGAAUGCCAAAUGCUGAUUGGUUUACAAGUGGGCCUCCUUUGCCAAGCCCACAGCACAGGCAGGUAUAAAUGAUGUGUCUGUCGGAGGACAUUAUUUUGGAGCUGCAUCCUGCCACUUGUGUGACAUGAAGACCCACCAGCCUCUUCAUGUGGCCACUCCGGUGAGGGAGAGCCUGGCAUUGACUAAAGUGGCAGGAACUUCUGUCUACCUCAAGCUGGAUUCAUCGCAGCCUACAGGCUCCUUUAAGAUACGAGGCAUUGGGCACUUGUGCAAAACUUGGGCAGAGCGAGGGUGCGAGAGGUUCGUCUGCUGUUCAGGAGGGAACGCCGGGAUGGCUGCAGCCUAUUCGGCACGCCAGCUGGGCGUACCUGCGACCAUCGUGGUCCCCAGUGUCACCCCCAACCCAACAGUGGACCGUCUGAGGGACGAGGGCGCCACCGUGGUCAUUCAUGGCAAGGCUCUUAAUGAAAGCAUCGAGUACGGACAGCAGCUGGUGGCUAACAACCCUGGCUGGAUAUUCAUAUCGCCUUUCGACGACCCUCUCAUCUGGGAAGGCCACACGUCUCUGGUGAAGGAGCUGGAACAAGACAUGAGCGAGAAGCCGGGGGCCCUGGUGCUGUCGGUGGGAGGCGGAGGACUGCUGAACGGGGUUGUGGAGGGGCUGCGGCGUGCCGGGUGGGCUGAUGUGCCCAUCGUCGCCAUGGAAACCAUCGGAGCUCAUAGCCUCAAUGCAGCCAUGAAGGCCGGGGAGCUUGUCACUUUACCAGCUAUCACCAGUAUUGCCACCACUCUGGGCCUGACUAGGGUCUCCGCGCAAACUCUUAAACUGACGAAGGAGCACACCGUCUUCUCAGAAGUCAUCACAGACCAGGAGGCCGUGAAGGCAGUGGAGCGUUUCUUAGACGAUGAGAAGGUCCUGGUGGAGCCCGCCUGCGGCGCUGCCCUCGCCGCCAUUUACAGUGACAUCAUCAAAAGGCUGCAGGACGAGGGCAAGCUGGAGUGGCAGCUGGGUCCAGUGGUGGUGGUGGUGUGCGGGGGCAACAACAUCAGCUUGGAGCAGCUCCACAGGCUGAAGAAACAGCUUGGCGUCGUCUAGCAGGAGCUUCUUGCUCAAAUCUCCUUCAUCAUCCGCUCCCAAAAGAUGUUCCUUUGUGCUCGAUCAUUCCAGAAAGUGUCAGACUUACUGAGCACACAGGUUGAAGGACUGACAGUGGGGGCCUGGAUCUGUAAAAAUGUACUUUUCUUUGUUGUCUGAAUUGUGAGCUGGAUUGAAAUGGAAAAACAAAAAUAGAAAUUUGCGCUGGUGUGAAUUGACUUCCUGUUUUUGUACUGUAUUAUAAAAAGAAUAAACUGUAUUUAUGAA
Messenger RNA from Nerophis ophidion (straightnose pipefish), 2214 nucleotides. RefSeq names its product L-serine dehydratase/L-threonine deaminase-like. The transcript has 8 exons. NCBI's taxonomy places the organism in Eukaryota, Metazoa, Chordata, Actinopteri, Syngnathiformes, Syngnathidae. Bases 976 to 1947 code for a protein of 323 amino acids. The record is from RefSeq and is a predicted model, not a curated record. Gene Ontology annotation, biological process: L-serine catabolic process; L-threonine catabolic process. Gene Ontology annotation, molecular function: threonine deaminase activity; pyridoxal phosphate binding; L-serine ammonia-lyase activity.